AUGCAUCUCUGCAUUCUUGUUUUGCUGGUUUCUUGCCACUUGCUUUGUUCAUCGGCAAAUCCAAUAGGACCUUUAUCAUGCCAUAUAAUUUCGAAGCCUGUAAUUAAGGUUGCCUCGUACGAGGUUACCAUGAAGCAACCGUUAGCCUUUUCAACCAUCAAUGUUCCAAAAAUUCAACCAACUACACUUGUGGACUUGAAUGCUUUUUGCCAAAAAUCUUCCAUUGCACCGGUUAUUCCAAUCACCUCUAGCGUGCGCGCAUGCUCUAGUUCAUUUAUCACCUCUAGUGUGCGCGCUUGCCCUAGUUCAUUUAUCACGGU
Messenger RNA from Mitosporidium daphniae, 320 nucleotides. RefSeq lists its product as uncharacterized. The record is from RefSeq and is a predicted model, not a curated record. The annotation marks the transcript as partial. The transcript has a single exon. Lineage: Eukaryota; Fungi; Microsporidia.